AUGUCGGGCGCCUCUGCUCCGGUCGUCAGUGCUGCGCAGGGCGCGGCUGGCGACGCCUCUGGUUCGGGCGGCUCGUCCAUGGCCAACCUUUGUUGUUCGUGUUCCAAGCCUCUGGGUGACAACGGAGUUUUGGUCUUCCGCGCUGGCCAAAAGAAGGCAGACGCAGGGGUCUUCAGGUGCAGGGUGUGCCACAAUUUGAAAAGCCGCAUGGGCCACAUGUUCACGAAGGGACUGCUCGAUCGCUCAAGGUUCAACGCGGUUGGGGUCGAUCAGAGGACCUCCAUCCUCGAGGGGGCUAAGCAUCUCUACGGCGACAAGCUCAAACUCUACAUCGAAGAGUCCCUCGAGCGCAUCAGCGAGACCAGUGAGACCAGCCUCUUCAAGGGCACUGGCGUGUUCAAGGACGAGAGCGAGUUGGAGACUAUGUUCAAGGAUAAGCCGAAUGUGCUGGCGGCGAUCUACCGCAACGCCAGGACAAUCACGUGCACCACGACUGAGCGGAAGUUGUGGGAACUCCCGACUUACGAGACAGUCCACGUUUACAAAGAGCAGACGACAGAGAUCCGGAAGCGCAAGGUCCACAACGAGUCCACAGCAAAAGCAGCGAAGCAGCCCAAAACAAAACCGGAGGAUGGGCCCAACGAUCCCGCGGGCCCGCCCAAGGACCAGAAGCAGCUGACGGCGUCGGACGCCAAGAGGCUGAUGGCUAAUAUAUGGGCCGAGGUGCAGGAGGAGAAACUCGCUUUCGGGGGCUUGGUCGCUAACGUGAAGGCUCCGGAGAUGUCCGAUUACAUUUCUGCCCGGACGCUCCAGGCCGCCAUUGAUGCUGAGGCGACGCUCGAGCAGCUCGAGAAAACUUUGGGCAUGGCUCUGACUGCUGAGACCGUGGCCAAAGGGUUCGUCAAAGAUGCCUGCGCCGAGGUGGCUUCGGCGCUGGAGGAGUGCAAGCGUCUGAAGCCCAGGGUCCAGGGGGCGCUGGACGAGAAGGCGGAGGAGGAGGGUGAGCCGGAAGAGGAGCAGCAGGAGGUUCCUGCCAGUGAGGGAGACACGAUGGUCGCUUAA
Molecule: messenger RNA, 1062 nt
Organism: Prorocentrum cordatum
Lineage: Eukaryota; Dinophyceae; Prorocentrales; Prorocentraceae
Source: the annotation of a GenBank genome assembly